Messenger RNA from Perkinsus marinus ATCC 50983, 987 nucleotides. RefSeq names its product Flavodoxin, putative. Gene Ontology annotation, biological process: response to oxidative stress. The record is from RefSeq and is a predicted model, not a curated record. NCBI's taxonomy places the organism in Eukaryota, Perkinsozoa, Perkinsida, Perkinsidae. Gene Ontology annotation, molecular function: FMN binding; electron transfer activity. The transcript has a single exon. The annotation marks the transcript as partial.
AUGGCUAUGGAUUAUGGCACUGUGUACGUUGCCAGUGUUUCAAUGGGUGCCAAUUACGAUCAGACCUUGAAGGCUUUCUCCGAGGCCGAGGAUUAUGAUGGUUGCUCUGUUAUCGUGGCUUACUCUCCCUGCAUUGAGCAUAAGAACCUUGAUGCUAUGACCCACACUAUGCAGCAUCAGGCGACCGUUGCUGCUUCCGGCUACUUCCCGAUCUAUCGUUAUAACCCGAUGUUGAAGAGGAUGGGCAAGAACCCCUUCGUUCUUGAUACCAAGAAGCUCACCAUGGGUGUUGAUGCUGUCCUCGACAACGAGAUGCGUUUCGGUGCCUUGAAGAAGCGUGAUGCCGAUUUGUACAAGAAAUACAGGUCUGAGCUUGAUGCUUGGGUCCGUGAACGUUACAGCAAGUACCAGAGAUGGGCUGCUUUGGGUCAGGAAGAUAUCUCUAAUGGUGUUCCGCUGACUCUUCUGUACGGCACCGAGACCGGUACUACCGAGGCCUUGGCUUAUCGUGUUGCUGAACUGGCCCGUCAGCGUGGUUACGCUGUGAAGGUCAUGGAGUGCGAUGAGAUGGACGUGAGUGAGCUCCCUGAAAACAAGAACCUUAUGGUUCUUUGCGCUACUACUGGUGAGGGUACCACUCCUAGGACUGCCCUUCACUUCACUGCGCAGUUGCAGCUUGCUGCUAAGGACAACUCCAAUGCUCAUCUGUUGGACGGUGUCCAAUACGGUGUCUUUGCUUUGGGUGACUCCAGUUAUCAUCACUUCUGCACUGCUGCCAAGAGAAUUGACGAUAUCUUCGCUCAGAUGGGCGGUCAAAGGACAGUUGCCAUUGGUCUCGGUAACGAUCAGGAUGAGGACAAGUAUGAGACUGCCUUUGAGGAUUGGAUGCCGAGUUAUUGGAAGUCUGUGAAUGCUCCUGAACCUGUUGAUGACGGGUCCAUUCCCGACUCUCAGUUCGAGGUUCGUGAGCUUGACUCUGAUGAAGUC